Molecule: messenger RNA, 566 nt
Organism: Rubroshorea leprosula
Lineage: Eukaryota; Viridiplantae; Streptophyta; Magnoliopsida; Malvales; Dipterocarpaceae
Source: the annotation of a GenBank genome assembly
CGCGGGGAUUUUUGACCGGGAGUGCAGAUUUUGCCCUCCGUCCCUGUUUCCCACGAGGAAUUGGGAUCUUCACGGGGAUCCCCAUUCCCCACCAAUUAACAUCAAACUGCUCCCACAACAGUAGCAAAGCAGAUGGCUUAGGCUGUUUGGCGACGGCGGCAGCAGCAGCAGGAGGCCCCAGUGGCAGUAGCAGCAGUAGCAGCAGGCUCCGGUGGCGGUAGCAGCAGCAGCAGCAGAUGGGUUUGGUGGUGGCAGCAACAUAUGGUCCGGCAGCAAUAGCAGAUGGUCAGGCAGCAACAGCAGAUGACUCCGGUGGCAGCAGUAGCAGCAACAACAGGGAAACUGAAGGUGAGAUGGACGUGAGAGAUGUGUGAAGCUGCAGUUAAAGAGAUUGAGUGAUGGGAAUUAAAAUAAAUUAGGGUAAGGGUUAAAUGUAGGGGAAUGGGUUGGGUUGGGUUGGAUAGUAUUGGGUUAAAUUUAAUUGUAAUUGGAUUAAAUUUGGGUUUGGGUUUGGGUUUGAAUUUGGGUUUAGGUUUGAGUUUAAAGAAUAAAUUAAUUUUAAAAUA